AACAGAAGAAGCAUAAACUCUUGCAAUGGCGGGACGCGAAUUAACAAUAACGCCAACCAAGCGGGAGCGCCGCAAAUCGCCAGCAAUGAGCUUUGCAUCCCCUUCCGGAUGCGCAUCCGACAGCGGCAGCGUACAGCCGCUACCAAUGUCGCCCACCUCAUCCGUGGCAGACACGACAUUUGAGCCAACUAUUGAUAUGAUGGUAAAUGACUUUGACGACGAGGCGACACUGAAUGAAGAAGAGGCACUCGCGGAUCAAGAGGCGCAUAAUCCGGAAGAUGAGAUAGCGACACUGCGAGAGGAAAGUGAGAUGCCCAUCGAAGAGUUGCUGGCCAAGUACAGUAGCAUGACAAAUGCCGCACUGACAACGUCUCCAGCCGCCGGAACAAGCAGCUUUAAACGUUCCACCAGCAGCAGCAGUUCCCGGCGCAGACGUGCAACGAAGCGACAGUACCAGGAGCCGGAAGUUGGCAACACAACAGCAACAACAACGUCUGUCGAGGAAACAACGAGUGUUGUGACUGACAAGGAUGAGCCAGAGGAAUCUCUGGCUGCUGUGUCGGAUUGUGCAUCACUCAAUGCAGCUGUCGUGGACACGGAUGAAGUGCCAGGAGUAUUGCCGCCAGAAGUUAACAAAAAGCAACAUCGCUCACACUUGCUGGACUUGUAUCCAGAUGAAUCCUUUGGCAGCAGCAGUGCCCAACACACAAUGGAGCAACUGGAAAGCUUUACGCCACUGCAGACGCUCUUUGAGGAAAUAGAGGCCGGUGAGGGGGAGGAGGAGGAGGAGGGGGACAGUGACACCGAUUCGGAUGAUGCGAGAAAGAUAAUUAUGGUUGGAGCCGAUUUUCAAGCUGAAAUCCCUGAAGGUCUCUCACUAUAUGGCGACGUAUUGCCCUAUGAGAACGAGGAUCAGUUGAUUUGGGAGCCAAGUCAAGUCAGCGAACGUGAAGUGGAGGAUUAUUUGGCCAAGAUACAAGAGACACGAUCGCUGGCCACACCGCCGGAGGAAGCUGUCCUGGCUGAGGGUGAAGAGAUCGCUGCCGCCGGCAUAGAAGCCAAUGUGUCAGCCACAGUGGCUGCCACAGCUCCAGCAGCAGCAACGGUCAGUUCAUCCGACCUGGAUGCGGUGGUCAAGGAUAAUGAGCAAGCGUUGCAUCUGCUCGUCCAGUGUGGUUACGAUUUCAAGGAGGCACUGCGUCGCAAACGUUUAAAUGUGCUGCCGCUUAGUGAUACCAUGAGCAGCUGGUCCGAGGAGGAGUGCCAGAAAUUCGAGGAGGGCAUACAGAAAUUUGGCAAGGACUUUUAUCAGAUACGUCAGAAUCAGGUGCGCACAAGAACAAUGCGCGAACUGGUACAGUUCUAUUACCUGUGGAAGAAGAGCGAGCGUCGGGAUCAGAGCUUUGCUCUCAACGAUACCAUCGAUCACAUGGAUGUAUUUAUCAACGAAGUCGUCGAUCGUCCGGGCAAUGGGAUGGGGACUGGGAACAGUAAUAAUAAUGGGAACAGUAGUAAUAAUAAUGGGAACAGUAAUAAUAAUGGGAACGGGAAUGGUAAUGGCAGCUGCUCCUCACACACGAGCAGCUGCAGCAGCAGCAAUGGCCACAGCAAUGGCAACGGAAACGGAAAUGGGAACGUCGCCAACAUUGAUCACACACUCGAAAAAGAUGCGGUGACUGUACGCAAAUCAACAACGAAAAAUUACUCGAUUAUGACAGGCGGUCAAGCGGGAGGAGGAAGUGCAUCGGGUACUAAUCGCAAGCGCGGUGCUUCCUUUGCCCUGGAAGAGCAUAACGAUGAUCAGGAAAAUGUCGUCGAUAGCUUAAGCUAGAUCUAAACAGAGUUAUAUACAUAUAUAGAUUGUCAUCCAGGGACAUCGGAGCAGCAUUUGAGCCAAAUGCGCAGGCGCUUUCGACUCAACGAUUAAUUAAUUAAGUUCAAAACAAAAA
This is a messenger RNA of Drosophila innubila, 1949 nucleotides long. RefSeq names its product mesoderm induction early response protein 1. The transcript has 3 exons. Gene Ontology annotation, molecular function: transcription corepressor activity; histone deacetylase binding. Lineage: Eukaryota; Metazoa; Arthropoda; Insecta; Diptera; Drosophilidae. Gene Ontology annotation, biological process: negative regulation of transcription by RNA polymerase II. The record is from RefSeq and is a predicted model, not a curated record. Gene Ontology annotation, cellular component: nucleoplasm. The coding region runs from base 26 to 1831 and encodes 601 amino acids.